Messenger RNA from Trichophyton benhamiae CBS 112371, 717 nucleotides. RefSeq lists its product as uncharacterized. The record is from RefSeq and is a predicted model, not a curated record. Gene Ontology annotation, biological process: ribosomal large subunit assembly; cytoplasmic translation. Gene Ontology annotation, molecular function: RNA binding; structural constituent of ribosome. Gene Ontology annotation, cellular component: cytosolic large ribosomal subunit; ribosome. NCBI's taxonomy places the organism in Eukaryota, Fungi, Ascomycota, Eurotiomycetes, Onygenales, Arthrodermataceae. The transcript is spliced from 3 exons. Bases 1 to 717 code for a protein of 238 amino acids.
AUGACGAGCCUCAGCCAAAGAAAGUCAGUAUACCAGCGUCGACGCCCUGUUGCAGUCGUUUUGCAAAUGCUCGAGGAGCAGCCGAGAGGAGAAUCUGCUGUUUUUGGCGAUAAUAUCUCCCAAUUUCCAAGAGAAUUGCGAUAUACAAUUGGAACGGCAAAAUAUAAAUAUAUAUUUCGAUAUAUAUUUUUGAUAUAUAAAUAUCACGAAUUGUGGAAGACUGUGGUUCGCAAGUCCGUCAACCCCGCUAAGCCACGCGCCAGUCUCCAGCCGGGCACUAUCCUCAUCCUCCUCGCUGGCCGUUUCCGUGGCAAGCGUGUUGUCCUCCUCAAGCACCUCCCACAGGGUGUCCUCCUCGUUACCGGUCCCUACAAGCUCAACGGUGUCCCACUCCGACGAGUCAAUGCCCGAUAUGUCAUUGCCACCAGCGCAUCCGUCAAGCUGACCGGCCUUGACGAGAAGACUUUGGAGAAGGUCUCUCAGCCCGGAUAUUUCACCGCCGGCAAGAGCACUGAGAAGAAGGGAGAGGAGGCUUUCUUCAAGCAAGGAGAAGCACCUGAGAAGACGAAGAAGAUCACAAGCGAACGUGCCAGCGACCAAAAGGCCGUCGAUUCGGCCCUUUUGGCCAUCAUCAAGAAGGAGGAGUUCCUCGACAGCUACCUUGCCUCCAGCUUCAGCCUACGGAAGGGUGACAGACCCCAUGAGAUGAAGUGGUAG